Molecule: messenger RNA, 4016 nt
Organism: Plodia interpunctella (Indianmeal moth)
Lineage: Eukaryota; Metazoa; Arthropoda; Insecta; Lepidoptera; Pyralidae
Gene: Fas1
Product: Fasciclin 1
Exons: 14
Coding region: 108-2123 (671 amino acids)
Source: RefSeq, a predicted model, not a curated record
CGCGCUCUGCCGGCAUUCGGCGGCGCGCGUUCUGGCCUUGUGCCCGUACCGAGAAAAUCAGAUGAAUGCCGCGAGUGUAACUUUGUGAAUAACUUAGUGACUCCUGGAUGUUCGUGAUAACGAUGGGUGCCCCACUUGUGUUGUUGUUAGUGAUGUGCGCCGGCUCCUUGGCCGCCGACAGGAAAAUGACCAUCGCGGAAAAACUUCGACAAGACGCGGACCUAUCGCAGUUCCUAUCACUGCUGGAGCGGAAUGCGGUGGCCAACACGAGCCUGCAGUACCGCCAGAUGACGAUGUUCGCGCCCACCAACGAGGCCUUCCAGAGGUACAAUGGAGAUAUGGACGACUCGCUUGUGCUCUACCACAUUUCAAAUCUAGCCACAACCCUAUCGAACUUAGACUACGCCAUAUCGUCAGAAUUCGACGGGAACCCUCCAUUGUGGGUGACGAGACGAAGGGACCACAUGCACGACGACAUUUACGUCAACAACGCGAAGGUGUACAUCUCCAGGUCCUACCAGGCAUUCAAUGGAAAUGGAAAGCGGCAGGUCCUGCACGUGAUAGACCAAGUAUUGCAACCCCUGCAGCCUCACGGGCCGGGAUCUUCCAGCAGCUCUGUGUACAACCCUAACGCCUACCAGUUCCUGGAACACUCCGACGAAUUUAAUAUCGGCCAGCAUCGACUAAGGUCGUUCCGUCAAAAAAUGAAUCAACUACAAAAGAAAGAAGUAUUUAACGCCGACGGAAGGAACACAUUCUUUAUUCCCGUUGACGAAGGUUUUAAGCCUACAACGAGGUCGGACCUUAUAGACGGGAAAGUAAUUGAUGGCCAUGUAAUACCUCGGCAUGUGCUGUUUACGAAGGCGACUCAUGACGAUAAGGAGUACGAAACGUUGGCGUUCAGCGAUAACGUUAAAGUUAUCAUCUCGUUCAGCACUGCUAUGAAUGGGAACGAAGAAAUCACAUACGUGAAAUCCAACACGGUGGCUGGCGACGCCAAGCACAGCCGGGGCGUGGUGCUAGCUGACAUCGUGAAAGCUAACAUCCCUGUCAAAAACGGAGUGGUUCAUCUCAUCCAGCGACCUCUGAUGGUGGUCGAUACUUCUGUCAUCGAUUUUCUCAAGGAAAAAGACGACGGACCACUAUGCAAGUUCUACGAAGUCAUCAUGGACUUAGGGGCCAAUAAUCCCUUCCUCCAGGAACUUACUAUGGCCAAAGAUAUCACAUUAUUUGCUCCAUCCAAUGAAGCUUGGAAGGAGCUUAGCGUACAAAAUAUAAUAAGGAAUCAUCAAAAACUGAGGGACAUUUUAAACCUUCAUUUAGUACGAGAACGGUUACCGAUGGAUGCCAUUAUUCAUAACAACAUGAAUCAGGGCCCGGAAAGUAUAUACCAAGCACCGACAGCUUCUCUUCGGAAGUACCUUUACUUCAAUGUCCUGAUGCACGGUCACAAUCAGACCUUGACCGUGGAAGGUGGAGGCGUCAACGCUACUGUCACUCAGCCUAACAUCGCAGCCACCAACGGCUUCGUUCAUAUCAUCGACAGAGUUCUAGGCGUCCCUUAUACGACUGUUUAUGAGAAAAUGAAGACUGACCCGAUGCUCAACGUAACGUACAACCUCGGCAAACGACAGAUGUUCAACCACCAGCUGAAUGAAAUGGAACAUCGCUAUACGUACUUCGUACCUCGAGAUCACGCUUGGCUCAAAUUCCAGAUCAGGCAUCCGUCUGCAUUCAAAGCUCUAUUCACGGAGAAGUUCGGUUACUUUACAAAACAGAUUCUGGAGAGACAUCUUAUCCGAGCGGAGAGGGCCUACACUGUGUCCGAUUUGAAAUUACUUGCAAAUGAAACGCAUCCGUUCGUGUUGCCGACUUCUCGCGACCCACUCCGUCUGCGUGUGAAGGAAUCAGACAAAAACUACUACGUCGAAUGGAACGGCCACUGGAUCCAUGUGUUCAGGCCCGACGUGGAGUGUACUAAUGGCAUCAUACAUGUCAUCGACGGGCCCUUCAUCCUCGACGCCGACAUCAGGGCCACCGGUAGCGCCGACAACGUUCACUUCACAUACGCCCUCUGGAUUCUCCUUCUUCCUUUCAUAUUCACAAGAAUUGUAGGAAACUAAUCGUUCAACUUGAGUCAAUUAAUUUUUAUUUACUAAAAUCGAAACUGUAAUAUUUACAGUUCUAAAUUACGACUUAAUUUACUGAAUAACUUGAUUCACAAAUUUCUGAGGUAUAGUUUACAUGGAUUUUUAACAUUGUUAAUUAUGUCUUAGGUGAGUAAAAGAGAUGGCAAUACUAUUAAUAUGAAGUGUCAGGGAAGUGCAAAUUUCUGAUGAAAAUUCUGCUGCGUGUUUUAAUGAGAUUACGGGGUUUUUACCAUUUUCUGACGUGACGAGAUAUCAGAUUUUUCAAUAUGUAUUUAUACUUAGGUAUUUAAAAUAAUAGAUAUAAAUCAAUUUAAUAUUUAACCAAUAGUAUCAUCAAUUGUUACCUACCUAAAAUAAUGCAUCACUGCCAUAUGUUUUUAGAGUAUGGAACUGGUAACAAAAAUAUAUACUUACCGUAUGUAUGCAAUUUUAUAAUAAAAUGUAGUGCAGUCAGAACUUGUUAAUGCAUGUAAUCAAUCAUAGUAACUGUAUAAGAUAGUAUAUGUCUUUCAAUAUUAUAUUUAAGUUAAACAAGUGGUCCAUUUAAUAUAACUUACAAAAUAUAGAUAUCUUCAAAUCAUUCUCACAAAAGACAAAAUAUAAUAUUUUUCUUCUAUCUUUGAAUUUCCAAUCAAUGAAAAUACUUGGUCCGUUGUGCCUUUUUUGAUGAAAUGUGUACUUACAAACAUUGGAUUAUUUUAAAAAUUAUUUCUAUUAAAAUAUGAAGAAUAUUCUAAUCUACCUUAUACACAUUCCAUGUUAAAUCUUUAAAUAUUUAUGAGUAAAUGUUUAUUAAUGUUACUUAUAAAUUAAACUACGAAACCCUAACUUCACCUUUCUAUUCUAGGUAACCAAAUUAUUCUAUUAAAUCCAUGACAAAAAUUGUUAACAUUCAAUGAAAUAAUUACACAUUUUUUUGAUUUAAUAUCUUGUAAAAUGUAAGAGGAAUUCAAAUUUCAAUAUAUUUGAAGUAGAAUCUCAUAACAUUAGAUAUGUUUACAUUAAAAGUCCUCAGUUAUUCGAAAUAAAAACAAAACGUGAAAGUUAUUAUGUAUAACAUUUUCGAGAGUUAAGAGUUAUUAAUUGUAUAUAGGAAUGAAUGUGCUUGCGAUUAUAUUGAUGGUGCAUUUGCGAUUCUUCUUUAAGUUCUAAGCGCGUGUAAAUAAUUUAAGUAAGUUAUGAGUGAUAUUCAUCAAGUGAUUAUAUUAUUUAAUAGCUGUUACUUGAACGACGCGACUGAUGUUACCAAGAAAAAAUAUGCUUAUGAUCACAAACACUGUUCUUGUAAUCAUAAUGCCCAUGCAUUUUGAUUAAAUAGACAUGAUAUCAUUUUUUAAAUUUAUUUAGGAAUACCAAACAAUUUGUACUGUUUUACACAUUUGGAGAGUUUAUACAAAGAAUUUUUUUCUGAUACGAUGUCUUUACUUAGAUCAGUUUUAUACGACAUUUGUCUAUUCUGUCUGUCGCUUAAUAUAUUUGUACCAUAGUAUAGGUACAGUUGUAACUAAUCCGACUUUCAAGCCAAAGUUAUCUCAGCUGAAGUAAUCAUAAGGUCCUAUUAUAACAACAUUAUGUAAGUUUACAAAUAUGAGAUUCGACCGUAGUCAAGUUUAAAAGUAGAAUUUUCAAUAAGGUGCAUUCAAACCAACUGAAUUUCUAAAAUUGUGGUGAGAUGGAUUGACCCGUGACAAUAUAAUUUAGACCAAAUAUUGCACCAAAUAUUUGGUAAUUUUAACGAUUCGAUUCGCGUGAAAUUCGCUGUAUCUCGUAGUUAUGUCAAAUUAGUUGAAAUGAAAAUAUUAUAAGCGAUGUAACUGUUUAUUAAAAAGGAAUUUAUGUAUAAAAUAUAUAGGUAUUAAAAUUUAA